GUGAAACUGCACUUGAGGACAUUGUCAAUAAUUUAGCUCAGUACAAAGAUGAUGUACAAGCUAAACUUCAACCCUUCAAAAAGCAAAUUGCUAAAAACAAAUUAUCAACAGCCUCUACUGCACAUCCAGGUCCUGAUGGCAAAUUACCUCAGAUCAAUAUACCCACAUUCUCUGGCAUAGUCCCUGAUCAACGCAGUCCAGAUGACACAUGGACGUAUCAACAAUAUCUUGAUACUGUGAUUUCCCAAGAUAAUCAAUAUUGGGUGAGACUCGCGUGGAAGCUGAACCACCAACAGCUUCCAGUAAAUUAUUUCAUGGCCUCAACCCAAUUAAAUUCUCAGUUAGCUAGGCUACGGAAGCAACAUGAUAAAUUGCAACUCUAUCAUGCUUUAACACAGCAACAACUUGCUAACAAAUUUAUAGAAGUUGUUGAAGAAGACAACCAUAAGACAGGCCUUUAUUUGCCACAUCAUGCUGUCCUGAAAGAUUUAGUUACAACACCAAUCAGGAUUGUAUUUAAUUGUAGUGCCAAAUUAAAGGCAGGCAGCGUGUCACUAAAUGAUUGUCUACAAACUGGACCUAGCCUAACCCAAAGACUACAAGAUGUCUUAUUACGAUUUCGCUCUUGUGUUUUUGUCUAUAUGGCCGACAUUAGUAAGGCCUUUUUAAGAGUAGGCUUACAAGAGACGGAUCGUGAUUUUACUAAAUUUCUCUGGGUGAAAGAUCCACAGGAUCCUAAUUGGGAAAUCAUUACUUAUAGAUUUGCCUCAGUACUGUUUGGAGCGACAUCCUCCCCAUUCUUACUCCAGGCUACUCUGGAUACACAUCUUAAGAAGUCUAAUAGCCCCUGCAAGACUGAGAUUAGCAACAAUUCAUACGUUGACAAUUUUCAAGGAACCACUAAUGAUGAGAAAAACUAA
Procambarus clarkii (red swamp crayfish) is the source of this 920-nucleotide messenger RNA. Lineage: Eukaryota; Metazoa; Arthropoda; Malacostraca; Decapoda; Cambaridae. The record is from RefSeq and is a predicted model, not a curated record.